Messenger RNA from Andrographis paniculata, 3907 nucleotides. Its product is annotated as BRCT domain-containing protein At4g02110. The coding region runs from base 150 to 3764 and encodes 1204 amino acids. The transcript is spliced from 10 exons. NCBI's taxonomy places the organism in Eukaryota, Viridiplantae, Streptophyta, Magnoliopsida, Lamiales, Acanthaceae. The record is from RefSeq and is a predicted model, not a curated record.
GAGAAGCUUUUGCAGAAUGAAUAAACGUUUCACUUGCAGAAAAAAAUUAUUCGGAGAAGAAGAGCUAGUUGUAUUUGCAUAAGGUUCCUUUAGCGGCAGUUUUUUCUUUCAGUGAAUCAAUUUCCUGCAGUUUGUAUUGGAGACCGGUGAUGGAAAGCAAGCAAAUUUUAGCAUACGACGACCACCCAAAGGCCUUUGGUGGUGUCCGCUUUAUUCUAUUCGGUUUUGAUUCCAUUAAUGAACACGAGGUUCGGUCGAAGCUUUUGGAAGGCGGAGGAUUUGGUGCUGUGAAUUACGAGGAUUGUAGUCAUGUUAUUGUUGACAAGCUUGUAUAUGAUGAUCCCAUUUGUGUUGCUGCUAGAAACGAUGGCAAGAUAUUGGUGACUGGUCUAUGGGUUGAUCACAGUUUUGAUCUGGGAAUACCUGUUGAUCUCCCUUCUGUCAUAUAUGCACCAGUAAAAGAUUUGAAUGGGAUCCCUGGUGCCAACUCACUGAUUAUGUGCUUAACGGGAUAUCAACGACAUGAUCGAGAAGAUAUUAUGACAAUGGUUUCCUUGAUGGGUGCAAAAUUUUCAAAACCAUUAGUGGCAACGAAGGUUACUCAUCUUAUAUGUUACAAAUUUGAGGGGGAGAAGUAUGAGCUUGCCAAGAAAAUGAAGAUAAAGUUAGUUAACCAUCGUUGGCUGGAAGAUUGUUUGAAGGCUUGGCAGAUUCUUCCUGAAGCUGACUACUGUAAGAGUGGAUUUGAGUUGGAGAUGGAGAGUGAAGCCAAGGAUUCAGAAGAUGAAACAGAAGAUGUAGCUUCUAAAACAAAUAUGCAGAGGAACAGCAUAAUAUCCCCUCGAAGCAAAUGUGCUGCAAAUAAGAGUUCUGGUGAAUCAUUGGCGAUGCUGGAAGCUUCAAGAAAAAGUUUAUCAUUAAGUGCAUCUCGAAAUUUGGCAAAUGUUAGAGACUUCAGCAUGGUCCACCCAAAUUCUGGAAAAGAUUCUGACUUUGGUAAAACAUCAUUAUCAGUCGAAGAUCACAACAAGGGUCUUGAAAUGGCUGGUGUUGGUAAUCCAAGAAGUCCUGGGAAAAUGCCUUCUGAAGUGCUGUCAAACCUUGGGGAUGAUACGGUGGUUUUGGAAAAGGUUGGACACGUCUUAGCUUCAGCAUCUGGAAGUGUUAAGAAGUCUCCUAACAAUGAGGUAUCCAAAUCCAGUGGUAAGAGUUAUUAUAGGAGCCCUCCUAUCAAGUCAGGUCUCCCAUUGAGAAUCGAGAGUAAUUCAGGUAGUCCAUCUUCCUCGAAUGUAAGCAAGCGCCAGAUUAGCGGUGGGUUCAACCUGUCCAUGGAGAGAGUUCAAGAUAGAUCAGAUGCUUUGGUAAAAACACCUAUAAAAGGAAUCUCAUCUGACGUUAACGAUGGGACAACUGCUAGCAACAAAGGGAAAGCACCUGUUUCACGUGGCAGUUCAAAAUCGCCAUUGUUGAAUCAUGAACCUAAAAGAUCAGUGGGAAGUAAAUUAGCCGUGAAGGCUAAUGAAAUGCUGGCUUCUGGAUCCUCUGUUUAUGGUUCACAUUGUCUACCUGGCGAUAAUUCUCCGAAAAUUGUUAGCUGCACCAUUAGAGAGGAAGCCUCAUGUGCUGCUAAAGAAGCUUCGAACAUUUCUGCUGCGACAAGGGACAUACAGAAGUGCAAUGAUCAUUUGCCUCAACAUUCUCCCGAAGGAUUGAAAAGCUUGUUCACAGAAAAUGUGGAUGUAGAGGAGCAUUCUUCUAGCAGGAUUGAUAUCGUAGCCAAUAAUGUUGAGAUGGUUCGGAAUGAUAUAGAAGCCAUUAAACGCUCAUCGCCGGGAACCAAUUCAGAUUUGGGGAAAAUGGAGGAUCAUGCUGAUUUGAAUGACUCAAAGAUGGGGCAAAGUGAUUCCCGGACGAAACCAGGUAAAAGAAAAAUGCUUGCCAAGAAGAAAACAUUGGGUUCCCGAACAACUACCUUUAAGGCUGCAAAGCAUAAAGGAACCACUAACCUCCAGAAAGCAGCAAUGCAGGAUGAGGGCAUAACAGAUAUUAAUGGAGCAAUAGGAAUGGAAGACAGUGGCAAUAACCUUGUUAUCGACAAGGUUGAAAAGGUUCCUCCAGCAGCCAAUGAAGAUUGCUUUCCUGGUGACGAAACAGAAGCUCCCAACCAGAGCUUGCAAAAUGAGUAUGAUGGGGAGCAUGGCAAAGAGAUAUCUGCUGAAUUUGAAGCAUCACCGUUUGGUAUAGAUGCCAUCCCUUCAAAAAGCCAAGCUGAUGGAAAAACUUUGCUAAUGGAGGAGCAGGUUGAAAAAUCUGUUGAAGAUGAAGAUGGCAAGGAAGCUGAGAAGGACGUAUGCAUUGGAGGAACUGAAUUGAUCAAAUCGAAUCCUACUGGUGAUGCUGGACAGAAAAAAUCAACGAAAGGCAAGAAACGCCCCUUGAUGAAAUCUAAGACAAAAAAGUCUAAGGAUCCUGGCUGUGAAGUGCAAGAAAGUGAACUUAAACACAAACAAGAUGAAAAUAAAGCAGCAGUCUCAGGCAAUGAAGCAGCUGUAUCAGUGAAGACUGGUAAAACAAAGAUGAGAGCACGCAAGAAAACGAAAUGCGCGGACGAUGUGGAGAAAGAAAACAAGCCUCUUAAAGAAGACAAGCAGAAAACUCUGAAGAAUGAUGCUGGAGCAUGUGAGGAAUUGGCAUCCGAACCUCAUAAAAAUGCUUCGAAAAGUGUAUCAAAAGUUAACAAACACACUGCUGGCGAUCUGCAAGCCGCGAAAAACCUCGAGAAUAAAUCAGAACCUGCAUGUUUUAUACUGAGUGGCCAUAGGCUGCAAAGAAAGGAUUUUCAAAAGCUUAUAAAGCGGCUGAAAGGAAGAGUUUGCCGUGAUUCGCACAAUUGGUCGUAUCAAGCGACACAUUUUGUUGUUCCAGAUCCAGUACGAAGAACUGAAAAAUUCUUCGCAGCUGCAGCAUCCGGAAGUUGGAUUUUGAAGACAGAUUAUUUAACAGCUAGCAGCGAGGCCGGGCGGUUUUUGCCCGAAGAACAAUUCGAAUGGCACAAGAAGUGCUUGAGCGAAGACGGCGCCAUCAAUUUAGAGGCGCCGAGGAAGUGGCGCCUGUUGAAGAAGAGAACCGGCCAUGGAGCAUUCUAUGGGAUGCGAAUUGUCAUCUAUGGUGAAUGCAUUGCCCCUCCAUUGGAUACGUUGAAGCGCGUGAUGAAGGCCGGAGACGGGACAAUAUUAGCGACGUCGCCGCCUUACACACGGUUUCUGAAGCCGGGGGGUAUCGACUUUGCGGUCGUGAGUGCGGGAAUGCCGCGGGUCGAUGUGUGGGUUCAGGAGUUCUUAAGACACGAGGUGCCCUGCGUCGUGGCUGAUUAUUUGGUCGACUACGUUUGCAAGCCCGGUUACUCUCUCGACAAGCACGUACAAUAUAAUACUCAUGCUUGGGCCGAGAAGUCGCUCGAGAACCUCAUGAUCUGCGUGGAACGAGAAGAGGACGUCGAUACCGGUGGUGGUGCCGGACAUGCGAAAGCACCGCCGCGGGAUGGCGACAUUGGCACCGAUGAAGAAGAUGACGGCGACGACGAUGAUGUAGCUUGUCGUGCAUGCGGACGCCGCGAUAGAGAAGAGGAAAUGCUAAUAUGCGGAGACGAGCGUGGCGUCGAAGGGUGUGGUGUCGCUGUGCACAUCGAUUGCCUCGAUCCUCCGCUCGAUAGUGUUCCGGCCGACGACUGGUUUUGCCGGUCGUGUGGCCGGAACAAAGGUUGAACUUGGUCUUGAACAUGGAUGGACUCAACAGGUUUCUCAGUAUUUUGUUUUGUAUUGUAUGCACCAUCAAGCGUUUCUUCUUCUUUUAACAUUUCGUAUCUUUUAACAUUUCAUACUAAAAUUAAUAUUGUUUAUUCUAUACU